Messenger RNA from Dioscorea cayenensis subsp. rotundata (Guinea yam), 1191 nucleotides. RefSeq names its product 14-3-3 protein 7-like. Lineage: Eukaryota; Viridiplantae; Streptophyta; Magnoliopsida; Dioscoreales; Dioscoreaceae. The transcript has 7 exons. The coding region runs from base 187 to 957 and encodes 256 amino acids. Gene Ontology annotation, cellular component: cytoplasm. The record is from RefSeq and is a predicted model, not a curated record. Gene Ontology annotation, biological process: signal transduction.
GUUGCAGGCAAGUGUGUGCUUAUUGAGAGCUCAAGGAAGAAAAACCAAAAAAAAAAACCCUUCAUUUCAGACAUCCAUUGAUCAAUCAGAAGCUGGGAAUGCAAAUCAUCUCAGUUUGAGGUCCAAGUUUUGCUUGUUUUCCUGCGAAAGAGAGAGAGAAAAGGAGCUGAGUUUGAGCCUUGAGAGAUGGAAGCCAUGGAGGAUAGAGACAAGCAUGUCUAUAUGGCCAAACUGGCUGAGCAGGCUGAGAGAUAUGAUGAAAUGGUGGAGUACAUGAAGAAGGUAGCUCGGAUGGACAUUGAACUGACCUCGGAGGAGAGAAAUCUGCUAUCUGUUGGCUAUAAGAAUGUUAUUGGUGCGAGGAGAGCUUCUUGGCGUAUACUCUCUUCGGUUGAGCAGAAGGAAGAGGCGAAGGGAAAUGAGGCUAAUGUUAGGAGGAUAAUGGAUUACAUGAAAAGAAUUGAAGAUGAACUCACAAAGAUUUGCAAUGAUAUACUGUCCAUCAUUGCCAUCCACCUCCUCCCAUCAUCCACUGCUGGCGAGUCUAUUGUGUUCUUCUACAAGAUGAAGGGUGAUUAUUACCGAUAUUUGUCUGAAUUUAAGACUGGAGAACAGAGAAAGGAAGCUGCAGAUCAGUCUCUCAAAGCUUAUCAGGCUGCUACUAGUACUGCUAUGACUGAACUGCCUUCCACUCAUCCAAUCAGGCUUGGUCUUGCCCUGAAUUUCUCUGUAUUUUACUAUGAGAUACUGAACUCUCCUGAAAGAGCUUGUCACUUGGCCAAACAAGCGUUUGACGAGGCUAUAACUGAGCUUGAUUCCCUCAAUGAAGAAUCUUACAAAGACAGUACACUGAUAAUGCAGCUUCUCAAAGAUAACUUGACUUUAUGGACCUCUGAUUUGCCGGAGGAAGGCGGUGAACAAUCAAAGGGAACCAGCAUCGACAUGGAGCAGGACUAGUCGAUCGGCCAUCACCGCAACAACUCCGGCCAUCGUCACCUAAAAACAGAGCUAUUUCAUCUUGUUUUUCCCCCUAUGGUUUGAUUCUGAAUGUAUUGUGUUGUUGUUGUUGUAAUGGGUUUGAGUUUAUGAAUCUCAAACCAUUUGUUUCUGGAUUCCUUCCAACAUUGUAGACAUACCCAUGUGGUAAACUUAAAAUGUGAUUAUGUAAAUUGUUCCUCUGCCUUUUUUUUU